CGGCCGCAGCGCGUGCGUCCCCAAAUCGCGAUUUCCCCCCGCCCCAACCAAAACUAAUAAAUUUUUCUCCGGGCGAAUUCGAGAUCGGAGGCUUCGGAUCGAGGUAUUCCUGUUCUGAUUUGAUUGGAUUGCGGGAGCUGCUGGGGGGAAUCUAUCUGUAGGUAGGAUUUCAUAAUUUUAUGGACUUUGAUUGCAACAAGGCAAGAGGAGACUCUUCAUCUGUGAAUAGUUCCUGCAUUUUCACCGAAGACACUCUCAUCCAGGCAAAGCCCUAUACUCACUUGGGGAAAGCUAAACAUCGGAAUAGCGUCAGUACAUUGAAUAACCAGAAGUGCAAUUAUGGAUCACUUUUGGAUGAAAAGAAAAUUGUUGAAACAAGUGAUGGUGAGACCACCUCGAUGUGUGACUCAAGGUGCUUCACUGAUUUGCCGGCCGCAUUGGUCUGCGAAGUGCUUGAACGCCUCGAUCCAAAGGAGCUUGGCAUUGUAUCUUGCGUCUCCACCCUACUGCAUACCCUAGCCACAGAUCAUAAAGGUUGGAAGAAGUUUUAUUGUGAAAGGUGGGGGCUUCCUAAUCCUCCAGUCACCCUCAAUGGACCCUUGGUUCCAGGUGGUACUCCAGAUUGGAAGUCUUGGAAAACAUUGUUUGUGGAGCGGGAGUUUCGAAGCAAAUCAUUCAUGGGAAGAUUCAGUGUUGAUGUUCUCCGUGGCCACUGUGAGGAUGUACGCACCGUGUUCCUUCUAGCAUCACUAAAUCUUAUAUUUACUGGUGGUGAUGAUUCUGUGAUCCGAAUGUGGGACAUGGAGGAAGGGCUCUUGAUUGAUAAGUCCCGCCCACUUUGUUGCACCAUCCGGGCCAUCGCAGCUGACACUAGGCUUUUGGUUACUGCUGGGACCAAUACCUUUAUUCAGUGUUGGAGGGCUGUUGAAGGUAAUUCUUACCCUUUCCACAUCUCUGGAAAUGGUCCUGACCAGAAUUGUGAGUUUCGGCUUUGGGGGCAUGAAGGACCUGUGACUUGCCUUGCCUUGGACUCAUUAAGGAUUUUCAGUGGUAGCUGGGAUAUGACUGUUCGUGUUUGGGACAGAUCUGAAAUGAAGUGUGUUCAGAAGUUCAUGCAUGCAGACUGGGUUUGGAGUGUGGCACCUCAUGGAAAUACUGUUGCCAGUACAGCUGGUAGGGAUGCCUAUGUAUGGGAUACCAAGAGUGGUGAGUUGCAAAGUGUAAUUUCCAAUGCCCAUGUUGGUAAUGCAUAUUCUUUAGCUCGAACACACCUAGCUGAUGUGCUAUUUACUGGAGGAGAGGACGGGGCAAUUCGCCUGUUUGAUAUUUCUGAGGUCUCUGAUGAUGAAGAUAUUAAGCCAGCUGCUACUUGGGUGCCACAUGCUGGCCCUGUUCAUUCCCUCGCUUUUGAGUACCCAUGGCUUGUCUCAGCUUCUAGUGAUGGCAGGAUUGCACUGAUUGAUUUGAGGAAGCUUCUGAAUCCAAAGUACUCAGCAAAACACUCACGCAGGGUUAAGAUCUUUGAUGCAAUUUCCAUUGAGCCUCCGCAGAGAAUGCUUCAUGGCCUUGGGUGCGAUCUUUUCUCUGUUGCCAUUGGUGCAGAUAGGAUUGUUUGUGGAGGUGAGGAUGGUGCUGUCAAAGUCUGGAACUUCUCAGAAGCACUGGAGAUUGAGAAGAGGGCGCAGGCUCUAAGAAGUUUGAGGCAGGAGAACCGCAUGAGGCGGAAGAAGGCACAAGUAGAGAUGAAUGCAAAUGGUAGAAGGUCUGACCAAUGCUCAAUAGCCAUGAAAAGAAACCAACUUAAGGGUGAUAAGAGUGUUACUUGGCACAGCAAGCGUGCCAUCAACGACAAGGUCAAGUCUUAGAUUAGGUCUUGUACCCUUCACAACAUUACACUCUACAGCGGCCAUGCAUUGAUAGUUCUUUACUUGGAUGGUUACUCUUUCUCAUCCCAAUUAGGCUUGCUGUGUAGGUUAACAUUUGCAUUUUCACUAUUCAACUUUGUAAGGUUACCCAAUGCAGUGUAGCCGUGCAUUAAACCCUCAUAUGCAAUUAUUAUCCUCUCUGGUGUAUAUUGGUCUAACAGAAAAAAAAA
Oryza brachyantha (malo sina) is the source of this 2095-nucleotide messenger RNA. Its product is annotated as F-box/WD-40 repeat-containing protein At5g21040. NCBI's taxonomy places the organism in Eukaryota, Viridiplantae, Streptophyta, Magnoliopsida, Poales, Poaceae. Gene Ontology annotation, molecular function: protein binding. The transcript is spliced from 2 exons. The record is from RefSeq and is a predicted model, not a curated record. Gene Ontology annotation, cellular component: preribosome, large subunit precursor. The coding region runs from base 180 to 1865 and encodes 561 amino acids.